CAGUAUUAAUACUACUUAUAGCAGGAUCACGACACAAGGAGAUCAGAGGAGAGACUGUGAGCAGCCCCUCAGCCUGACAUUAAUCCGGAUCAGACACCAUGCAUCAGACCCUCUGUCUCCUGGUUCUCCUGCCCCUGGCUGCACAAGCUUUGCCCUUUGCAUUGUCUGCAGAUCUGUGGAAAACCCGUGAUAUCCCAACUAAUCACAGGGAAGCCAGACACCCAGCCUUGUUAGCUGUGCAAUACCUCAACUACCAGACUGGCUCACCCAACUACCUGAGGACCCUCUACCAGGUCACCAAGGCCAGUGUGAAGUCUGUUCCAGAAGUGGGAAACAAAUACUACAUUACAUUUACAACCAGGGCCCAGAAAAACAAUGAUGAUAUUAGCCUGUGCUCUGCAACAGUAUACUUUCACCAAGAGAACCCACAUCCCGCCAUAUCUGUGACCUGUUCAGGUAAUGGAAGUAUGAUGCAGGCUCAUGACGACGAUUAUAAUUUCUACAAGAAAAUGAAGCAGCAAACUACCCCUCUUAUUGGAAAGAACAUUCCCGACAGCUUUGGAAAUGUGGAGCCUGAGUUUGUGCCAAUUUUGGAUCUUGCUGAAUUGGGAAGUAGUUAUGUAAUGUGGGAAAAAAGCACAGAGAAACUUGAAUACGUUCUGCAACAAAUCAAGAACGUUAAGCAAGUGAUCCGAAAGGAUGAUUUAAUCUCAUUCGAUUAUGAUGUCCUUCUGUACGAAACCCCAAAUGAGGAAAUGAUAUCCUGCAGCCUGCAUAUCAUUUGGGUUCCGGGGAAACCACCCAAAGUUGAAUACCACUGUUCACACGACUCUGAUGAAAAUGGAUCAGGUAGCACAUCAGAAGAAGGAUCAACUUUCUUGGGAAAUUUCAAAUAAAACAUUAAAUAUGGGUUUAUAAAAAUAAAAAAAAAAAUAGAUCAAAGUAUGUGAACAUUAUACUUCUGAUAAUCAGUGUGAAGUUAUAACUACUAUAGUAAAUAAAUAAGAGAAGGGUAACUCCACCUACUAUUAAACGCACUUACUAUGUAAUGUCCAGAUUUACAAAACUCCAGUUCUGUUUCAUUACUAUAUAUAUGUAUACAUAUGCACUGCUUGCUAGAAGCCUAUAUAUCUGGGCACAAUUCAAAUAGAGCAGACCGUGCCAAGCAUCAUGGUGCCCUUAAAAUAAAUAAGUAAUGGUGGAAAUGCAAAAGAAAUAUCCCCCUUCCAACAUUUUUAAUUUCUCAUUUCUUUUAAAAUUUGUGGACCCCAGCAUUAAUUAAUGUUUAUUUUAAAUGUACUACCCACAGCACUUAAAGUGUAUAACGAACCUAGUGCGUCAUGUGAUUUACAUUGUAAAGAGUUUAAUUUAGAAGUUUAUUUUAAUCCUCUUAAUGGCAAAUACAUUUGUAAUGUUUCAAGUUGGCCCAUCUAACUCUAAAGGGUGUAUUUUGUGUACACCCUCGCCUUCAGCGAUGUUUCAUACAAAUUGCAGUCAUACAAGAACUUGACACUACAAAUUAGUCAGCCCUGUUGUAUAGAGUUAAAAAAAUAUCUGAAAUUAAAAGCACAGUGUGUAGAAAGAUUACUGUUUAGAGCACUUUAUGUAAAUGUAACAGCCAUAUGUCUUUAUUAAAAAAAGUCUAAUCUAUUUUUUCAUUAAUUUUUACAAAAUAAAACCACUUGUAGUUGUAAACACUUGUCAAAAAAAGUGUAAAAAUAAAAUGUCCACUAUUUUAAUAAAGAUCAGAAUUGCAUCCUUUUUCAUUUAUGUA
Molecule: messenger RNA, 1774 nt
Organism: Pelobates fuscus (common spadefoot toad)
Lineage: Eukaryota; Metazoa; Chordata; Amphibia; Anura; Pelobatidae
Product: retinoic acid receptor responder protein 1-like
Exons: 6
Coding region: 99-896 (265 amino acids)
Molecular function (GO): metalloendopeptidase inhibitor activity
Source: RefSeq, a predicted model, not a curated record